AUUGUUGUUCUUGCAGACUCGAUUUCAAAAUACGGAUAUACUCAUGCUACUCAUGGAUGGAUAGGCUCAUUGGCUGAUGAAUGGGCUGGACGUGCUGAUGUAAUCCUUCGGGGCUUCCCAGGAUACAAUACGCAUUGGAUCAAAUCAAUAUUCCCAGAUCUUCUACAUCAAGAGUCCAAAUCAGCUGCCGGUGGUGUUGAGCCUGUAAAACUUGUUGUGGUUGCCCUUGGAACGGAUGAUGCAUCAUUCCCACAUACGCGUCAACAUGUGGCCUUGGGCGCCUACAAGGAAAAUCUUCGGUCCAUCAUCUCCUCCAUCCGAUUCCCAGAUUCUCCAAAUUAUUCUCCUCACACUCAAGUUGUUUUGGUCACCCCAGCACCUGUUCAUGAUGUCAUGUGGGAAGCCUCAGUCACUGCAGCCAACAAACGAUUGGAUCGAUCAAACAACGUCACAAAGGAAUAUGCAGAUGCUUGUGUUGAAGUCGGACAAGAGUUGAAGGUGCCUGUAGUCAAUCUUUGGUCCGAUAUUCAAUGUCAAGUUGAGGGCACUUGUAUGUUGCAUGAAUCCACCCAAUUGGAGGAUUAUAUUAUGGAUGGCCUUCAUUUGAAAAGAAUGGGGAACGAUGUUCUGUACAAAGGUAUCCUGAAUGCAGUUGCAGAACAUUAUCCGCAGCUCCAU
Lobosporangium transversale is the source of this 678-nucleotide messenger RNA. RefSeq names its product SGNH hydrolase-type esterase domain-containing protein. The annotation marks the transcript as partial. NCBI's taxonomy places the organism in Eukaryota, Fungi, Mortierellomycota, Mortierellomycetes, Mortierellales, Mortierellaceae. The transcript has 2 exons. The record is from RefSeq and is a predicted model, not a curated record.